AGGAUGACGACAACCAACUCACAACUACCUGAAAGGUACACAAAAUUGUGAAAGCUCAACAUUUACAGUCCUGCGUUGCUACAAUUUAGCAAUCCUGUCAAAAUGGCCAGAUUGCUUCUUUCAUCCGGUCAAGUGCAGGUCAUCGCAUCGGGCUUCGUCGUGGUUAUUUGUACAUUUGCGCUCUUUAUUAGUGGCUACAUAAUCCAGCAAAGAACGCUCACUCAACUCCGCUCAGCGAUCAAGCCACGACAAGAGACACGCCCGUCGCCAAAAGUCUAUCUCCCCGAGAAGUUCCAAGUACGGACGAAAGAGCUAGAGGAUGGUCGGGUUAUCGACAUAGAUACAGAAGCAGAUAUUGAAGUGCGAAGGCAGCGGCUCUUAGUUGAGAUCAAGGAGACGAAACCUAAUGUCGAUGUUGAGGGCAAUGCCGCACUGGAGAGAAAUAUCGAGAUUAUAAAACAGCUACAGGCCAAAGUGGUGGACAAGAUGUCAACACCUGAAGGACAUGUCGAAGCACCAGUCAAGAACCACAAGCCUGUGAGCAAGGCAAAGAGGAGGAAGAUGAUCAAGCAAGAACUUCAGAAGUCAGCCCAGGCUGAAGAUGGGCUUUACUACCAACGCAGGAUGUGGUGAGUUGUUCGCUACAAUGCACGGUUUGAUUUGAAUGUGUAUAUGGGAAUGAGAAUGGGAUAUGUAAAUGCACAGGUAUUUAGGCAUAGAAUGAACAGUUUAGCUCGUAUGAUGGAUAACAGCUAGUUAUGGAUUUGAUAUAAGUUGA
This is a messenger RNA of Fusarium oxysporum Fo47, 778 nucleotides long. RefSeq lists its product as uncharacterized. Lineage: Eukaryota; Fungi; Ascomycota; Sordariomycetes; Hypocreales; Nectriaceae. The record is from RefSeq and is a predicted model, not a curated record. The transcript has 2 exons. The coding region runs from base 103 to 633 and encodes 176 amino acids.